CUAAUAGCUGACGUGGUUUGUGCACAUGCGCAGUGCGUUCCAAGACCGCAGCGAGUAUUUUUAAAAUAAAGCCACCCGUAACGAGACAUGGCGUCAAUCCUCCUCAGCAAAGACAACACCCUGGCAAUGAGGAGAAGGUUAAUCGGGCAAUCGUGCAGACUUUUUUAUUCAGACGAUCCAGUUAAGAUUGUGAGAGCGAGGGGACAAUAUCUUUUUGACGAGAACGGACAGCGCUAUUUGGACUGUAUCAGCAAUGUCCAUCACGUGGGCCACUGCCACCCCAGUGUUACAAAGGCUGCAUCAGAACAAAUGGACCUUCUGAACACCAACACCAGAUUCCUGCACGACAACUUAGUCCUGUAUGCAGACCGCCUGGCUGCCACCUUGCCCGACAGACUCUCGGUCUUCUACUUUGUCAACUCCGGCUCCGAGGCCAAUGAUCUGGCUCUGCGCUUGGCCCAGCAGUACACCCAACACGAGGACGUCAUCGUUCUCGACCAUGCCUACCACGGUCAUCUCAAGUCCCUCAUCGACAUCAGUCCGUACAAGUUCCGGAAACUGAGCGGACAAAAAGAAUGGGUCCAUGUGGCCCCUUUACCAGACACCUACAGAGGUGUGCACAAAGACAUGCCCGAUCCAGGACAAGCGUAUGCCGAUACAGUCAAAGACUUGAUAGAGGAGGUGCACCUCAAAGGUCGAAAGAUUUCGUCCUUCUUUGCUGAAUCCAUGCCGAGCGUGGGAGGACAACUCGUUUUGCCCCAAGGCUACUCAGCCAAAGUUGCAGAGUACGUGCGCGCAGCAGGCGGAGUGUUCGUGGCCGACGAGGUGCAGACAGGCUUCGGACGCACGGGGAGUCACUUUUGGGCUUUUCAGCUGCAAGGUGCAGAUUUCUGCCCGGACAUAGUGACCAUGGGCAAACCUAUGGGCAACGGGCAUCCUGUAGCGUGUCUGGUGACUACAGCGGAGAUAGCAGGAGCCUUCACUGACAACGGUGUGGAGUAUUUCAAUACGUUUGGCGGUAAUCCAGUGUCAUGUGCCAUCGGUCUAGCCGUCCUUGACGUCAUAGAAAAAGAAGACUUGAGAGGAAAUGCCACAAGGGUUGGCACACAUCUUAAGCAUUUGUUGUCAACGCUUAAAACCAGACAUCAAAUUAUUGGAGACGUAAGAGGAGAGGGACUUUUUGUUGGAGUUGAGCUGGUUGAAGACAGACAACUCUUGACACCUGCCACUAAAGCUGCAGCACAACUGGUUAAAAGGCUUAAAUUGGAGGAUCGUAUCUGUGUGAGCACGGACGGCCCCUGGGACAGCGUGGUGAAGUUUAAACCUCCCAUGUGCUUCAGUAUGGAGGACGCUGAGCUGGUGGUGCAAUGUAUCGACCGCAUUCUCACAGACAUGGAAGCCAGCCACUGAUGUGAAACUAGAAAAGGAAGACAUCUAAUGAAAGGAAUCAGCAGCCAUUUUGCAAUACUGUUAAUGUAUGCAGAAUCCAUUUGAAGGAACCGCCCAAAGACAUCUCUACACUACUGUUACCUUUGCAGAUUGUGUAACAAAUAUGCAAGUAAAUUGUGUUUUUUAUAAAUAAAUUAGCAACAUUAAAAAAAUAAAUUUCUUGCAUCAGUACUGCUCAGACAAAUCUUUUCAAUGCACAUUAUUAAAUAUAAGCACUUA
Nerophis lumbriciformis (worm pipefish) is the source of this 1668-nucleotide messenger RNA. RefSeq names its product 5-phosphohydroxy-L-lysine phospho-lyase (gene phykpl). Gene Ontology annotation, molecular function: transaminase activity; pyridoxal phosphate binding. Gene Ontology annotation, cellular component: mitochondrion. NCBI's taxonomy places the organism in Eukaryota, Metazoa, Chordata, Actinopteri, Syngnathiformes, Syngnathidae. The record is from RefSeq and is a predicted model, not a curated record.